Messenger RNA from Gryllus bimaculatus (two-spotted cricket), 765 nucleotides. The record is from the annotation of a GenBank genome assembly. NCBI's taxonomy places the organism in Eukaryota, Metazoa, Arthropoda, Insecta, Orthoptera, Gryllidae.
AUGGAAGCCAUUAAACCUGUGUUUCAAGAUUUAUGUAACACAAAGCUCCUUUCAAAAUGUGUUGGUGGUUACACGCAAAAUGCCAAUGAAUCAUUUCAUUCCAAAAUUUGGAACCUUUGCCCCAAGACAGGAUUGUUUGGAAAGAGAAUUGUAGGCAUUGGAACAAAUGAUGCAAUUAUUACCUUCAAUGAUGGAAUGAUAGGGACAUUAAAGGUUUUGGAAAGACUUCAGAUACCUGUAGGCAAAAAUAUGAGCAAUGCUGUGAAGAAUGAAGACUGCGCAAGAAUUACAUCUGCUGAAAAAAGAGCAUCCCAGGCAACAAAUGAGGCAAGAAAAUCCAGAAAAAAAUUAAAAUUAAUAGAAGAAGCUAAGAAACAAAAACCAGAAGAAGUUUCCUAUUGCUCCUGGUGCAUUUUAAUGGUCAGAAAAAAUUCAGAGAUUGAUUUUCCAGCUGGAUUUGAACUGAACAAAAUGGCAUCACCACCUAACCAACUCCGAGUCGGUGGUACCACCGAAAAGGUUCAACGCCCAGUGAAUCCCUCCUGUUGCUAUGGCGACGAGCAGCACAGCCUGGGAUGCUCUCUGUGGCAGGAACCCCUGGCAGUGGUGUUGAGAAUGUUUGUGUCACAACAAUCUGACACUGGGGGCACCUACAAAGGAGAAAUUAUGUCAUCAGCUUUUAAAGGGAAACAACUAAGUGAAACUAGAUUUGCACAGAAUGAGUGUGCUGCAAAACUCACUUGUAGGGAUUUUGUUGUUAUCUAA